UAUUGUAGUGGAGAUAUCAACAUUAUAUUACCGGAAAAUAGACAAGUGUUUCUCAAUAAGGCAAGAGCAUAUUUUACAUUAACUGAAACCAUGUGACGUUCAAGGGGAUUAAAAAAAAAAUUGAUAUAAAUGAGUGGCAAACGGAAACCAUUCGUCCCGUCUUCGCCAAAAUCAGUUGAUAGCGAAGUUGAGGAAGAUUUUUCAUCUGGUUCUUCAUCGGCCCGGGGUAAAGAUGGCUCGAAAUUAGUGGAUUACGACGAUGUGGGUUCCCCUAGUGGUAGCAGCACUGCCAGUGGUCCAGUUUACGUUAGGACCCCGGGGUUCGAGAACCACGGUCAUUCGGUUCGCGUUAAACCACCUCAAAGUAGAAGAGGAAGUUACGAAAGUCAGAAGGAUGGUAAAGAAGCGAUCCAAACUCAAGGACAAAGUUCUUGCAAGAAGAAGAAAAACAGUAUUAUUAGCAUACACGAUAUGAGCUGUCUUCAAGAAAAAGGCCAAACUCAUAAGAGUAAACAGAGAAAAGAACCUCUGCCUAUGAAACUAAGGGCUCUUCCACAGUCAUUUUGGCAACAACCCAACAAUGCAAGCAACGUAUCACCGGCCAUUGUGGUUCCUAUGCUACCGCCACUUUUUAAACACGACACGGCCGACGAUGUCACCAAAGUUCGACCGGUGACUCCUCCGGAAGAAAGAGAAAAAGGAAGUGCAACUAGCACAAGAUCAGAAGGUUCGAGGAUCAUUCGAGUGUCUAACACUGAUCUUUUACAUAAACUUUUCGAUGGAAUCAACGAAAAAGAUAAACAAAUGGCGCCGGUAGUCAGACGAGGAAGACCUAAAAAAAUUCCGUCCACGUUAAAUCAAAGAACUUUAAGAGGAGAAGAUCCGUGCUUGGUUAGUACGGCUACCGAAGGAAUCUUACCACUUCUAAAUUUGGAUAGAGAAGGGAAUAAGAAUUCCACGCAGACCCUUACUCUGGUGUCGAUCAGGGAUGGCGACAAAUCUGUGACGUUACCAGCUCUUAACGUAGAGCAGAAUUAUUCUCAAAUGCUUUCGGAGUUGGUGGUAAGAUUAUGAACCAAAAUGGCUACGUUUUCGUGAAGACAACGUCGAGAGCCAGUUUUUAUUCCGUCCGAUUUCCAGUAGAAUUGAAUAGAAGAAUUUCUAUUGAAAAUAAAAUUCUGCUUUGCUUCCUGGAGAAGGAAAAUUCUCCAAAAUGCAUCAUCGAUGCGGCUCUUACGGAAGCCUUAACAUUCGGGCUUAUAAGUUACAAACCAUUGUAACCGGAAUAAGCAAAGAUUUAACUCGUUGUUAGUGAAAUAAACGACUACCAAAUCUGUCUAAAACGUACAGAUAAUGGUUUGAUUCGUUUAUCAACAUUUACGCUGAAUCUUCUAUGCGUUAAUUAUUAAAAAUAGAAGACAACAGCUGGUGUUAACCUUAUCCAAAACAAUGGCUCUUCAACAUACAGGAUCUUCUAUUCAAUUCUGGAAUUGAAAGAGCAUAUUGUAAAUAUAAAUCCGAUCCAUAAAUUCAUAGAUACCAUAAUCUGUGACUCGUUUAUCAUAUUUUAAAAUAUUAAUUUCAUUAAAUGUUUAAAUAUUCCGUCCGAAUUUUCCGUCCUUCAUUCAAUACACAAGUGCUUACACAUGUAAAAUAACUUAAUAUUUUUCCAUGUUUUAUAUGUGAAUAUUAUUAAAACAAUCCUUCCAUUUCGGUUAUAUGUAAUUUAUUAAGUUAUUUAGCUAACUUUUCUAUAAUCUCGCUUAUAGAGAAAGUUAACUAAGAUACAAAAAUCAUCUAUAAAUCUACGUGAACUGUUAAUUACGUGUUAACAGAUCAACGAUAGAAUAGUUGUUUCUUGUAAACUUGAACGUUUUUCAAGUUAAAUUUCGAAAGAAACACUAAAAAAUCUUCAUUUUUAUUGUGCCAUUUUGAAAAUAAUCCGUCCAUUCAAUCGAGUUUCUUAAAAGAAACACGAUCGAAGACAUUGCUCGGCAUUAUUUUACACCAUAUUAUUUAUUAUUUUAUUUUAUACGCUUGAACUGUGAUA
Messenger RNA from Centruroides sculpturatus (bark scorpion), 2050 nucleotides. RefSeq lists its product as uncharacterized. Lineage: Eukaryota; Metazoa; Arthropoda; Arachnida; Scorpiones; Buthidae. The transcript is spliced from 4 exons. Bases 130 to 1074 code for a protein of 314 amino acids. The record is from RefSeq and is a predicted model, not a curated record.